AUGGAGAACCUGGAAAACAGCCGAGACCGGAAGAAACUGCUCCGAGAAGUGUUCCACUUUAUUCAUUAUUUUACUGGGAUCCAGCUUACGCUUGUGGCUAUGGGAUUUCUGCAAGAAAAAAUGAUUACAAGGGGAUACCCGAGAAGUACCGCGACGUACGAUGCGGAUGGGAAUCUGACGGCACCGAUUGUCGAUCGGUUCGGUGACAGCCAAUACCUACUCCUGUGGAAUCGGAUAAUCGCGCUGCUGGUGGCGUUGGUGGUGAUUCUAUGGAAUUUUCGGAGUCAACCCGACCAUGUGCCUCCCUACUACAAACAUGGCUACACGUCGAUCGCAAACACGAUUAGCUCUUGGUGCCAAUAUGAAGCCCUGAAAUACGUCUCAUUCCCAACACAGAUGAUUUUCAAAUGUUCCAAAGUUGUCGUGACGAUGUUGAUGGGGACGAUCGUGAGAAGAACAAGGUACACUCUUUUCGAGUACAUCUGCGGUGGCCUGAUUGCUGUCGGGGCUUCACUGUUCUUGAUCAGCUCCGGGCCGGGAUCCGGAAAAACUGGGACUACGAUUUCCGGAAUCAUUCUUAUGCUCGGCUACAUCGUCGUCGAUGCGUUUACCACCAAUUGGCAGAAGAAGCUCUUUGAUACGAGACCGAAAGUUAGCAAGUAUCAGAUGAUGGUGGGCGUGAACUGCUUCUCCACAAUUCUAUGCUUCGUCUCAUUACUCGAACAAGGAACCCUCUUCAUUUCGACACGAUACGCCCUGACCCAUACGGGGUUUAUACGUGAUGUUCUGCUGCUCUCCCUCUCCGGCGCCCUCGGCCAGCUGUACAUCUACUCGACGAUCGCCAGAUUCGGGCCUAUUUGCUUUGCGAUUAUUCUAACGAUAAGACAGAUCGGGUCCAUCAUCCUCUCCUCCAUCUACUACCACCACCCGCUGACCAUCUACGCCAUCUGCGGGCUGAUUAUUGUGUUCGGCGCCAUGUUUGCGGACAUUUUCAGGAAAUACCGUCUACGCCAGCUAAACCAGAAAAAGAAGAGCGAUCGUAGCCCAUCCACUGAUACCACUGAUACCGUAACCACCCCGGUGGCUUCACCGCCCUCCACCCCUGAGCCUCAACAAAACGAGAAUGACAAACGGCUU
Messenger RNA from Mesorhabditis spiculigera, 1137 nucleotides. The record is from the annotation of a GenBank genome assembly. NCBI's taxonomy places the organism in Eukaryota, Metazoa, Nematoda, Chromadorea, Rhabditida, Rhabditidae.